AUGUCCUCCGCCGCGGCCGCCGCGUCGAAGGUCAUCACCAUCGACGUCGUCAGCGACAUCGUCUGACCGUGGUGCCUCGUGGGGAAAAAAAACCUCGAGACCGCGCUCGUCGCGGCGAGACCGAGGGCGUCGUCCCCCGAUGUGACGUUCAAGACGCACUGGCGCCCGUUCUUCCUGAUGCCCCAAGAGGUGUGGCGCCGCGGCGUCGCGACCGGAGAGUUCCCCCGCGACGCGCAGACGAGAGGCAUCAACAAGCUCGACUACUACCACAGCAAGUUCGGCGGGCCCGCGCGCGUGACGCCCAUGUUCGAGCGCCUGCGCGGCGUCAUGGAGUCCGUCGGUAUUGACGGGUACUCCAUGGGCGGCAACACCGGUCCGACGAUCGACGGGCACAGGGUCGCGACGUACGCGGGCGAGCGCGAGUCGUUGGAGAAGCAGAACGACUUCAUGGAAGCGUUGAUGCGCGCGUACUUCACGGAGGAAAAGUGCCCCGCGGACCCGGACGUCGUGCGCGCCGCGGCGAAGCGCGCGGGGCUGGACGCGGACGCCGUGGACGAGCUGCUCGCGAACCCGACGGCGUAUCUGAGCGAGACGGACGAGCAGCUUCAGAGGUACGCUCGGGGCGUGAGCGGGGUGCCGCACUUCAUCGUCGGCGACGGGAAGCGACGGAUUUCGCUCUCGGGCGCGCAGCCGCCGGAGGCUUUCUUGGACGCGUUCGAGGAGCUCGGCGUCGUCGACGUCGACGACGCGUGAUGAGUGAUUCUCGGGAGGACGGCGCGGACGGCGCGGCUGGGCGAUGCACGUGACGAACGCCAUCGCGUAAAGCGACCGAAAGCGCUUCGGUCGCCGCGGGCGUUUCGAUGAAACCACUCGCCCGGUCGCCGCCGCCGCCGCCGCCGUCUGCGUAUGCGUACCUACUAGACUACGCUACUACGAUGUCGUGCCACCAAAAUCAUCGAGCGAGCUCGUCCGCGCGCGCUCUCAACCACCGCGCCAGCGCGUCGUGACCUUCCAACCUCGCCAUCUCCUGCGGGGUGUUCCCGUCGCCGUCGGCGAGCAUGUGCCUCCCGUCCAAUCCCCCCUCCGACAGCAACCACGCGCAGACCUCCGCCUUGCCCUUCACCGCCGCCUUGUGCAGCGCGCUGUGGCCGUUGUAAUUCAGGAGCGUCAAGUCCAGGCCGAGGCGCUUGAGGUACGCGCACAUCGCGACGUCGCCGGACUGCGCCGCCCACUGAAUCGCGUUGCACCCGAACGCGUUCGUCGUCGUCCAAUCCGCGCGCGCCGCGUCGACGAGCCACCGACACGUGUCCACGUGUCCUCGCCACACCGCCAAGUGGAACGGCGUCGUCCCGUCGUUCGUCGGGUCGUCCACGCUGACGCCGUGCGCGAAAUGCAACCACGCGCACACCUCCGUGCGGCCGUUGCGCGCGGCCCAGUGCAUCGCGGC
This is a messenger RNA of Micromonas pusilla CCMP1545, 1447 nucleotides long. RefSeq names its product DSBA oxidoreductase. Lineage: Eukaryota; Viridiplantae; Chlorophyta; Mamiellophyceae; Mamiellales; Mamiellaceae. The record is from RefSeq and is a predicted model, not a curated record. The transcript has a single exon. Gene Ontology annotation, molecular function: oxidoreductase activity.